AUGCCUUCGACUGGGAUCUUCUCAUCUCGGUCCUCCAGGACAUCCGCGCCGAGAAGCCGGUCCACAUCCCCCACUAUGACAUGAAGACCUCCACCCGUGUGCCGGACCAGAGCGUGCGCAUUGAGCGCCCGGCGGUGGUCCUGCUUGAGGGCAUCCUGGUUCUCUUCGACGCGCGCGUCCGUGGUCUCCUGUCGAUGGCCAUCUUCGUCGACGAGGACUCCGAUACCCGUCUGGCUCGCCGCG
Fonticula alba is the source of this 243-nucleotide messenger RNA. RefSeq lists its product as hypothetical. Gene Ontology annotation, molecular function: kinase activity; ATP binding. The annotation marks the transcript as partial. The record is from RefSeq and is a predicted model, not a curated record. The transcript has 2 exons. Gene Ontology annotation, cellular component: cytoplasm. Lineage: Eukaryota; Rotosphaerida; Fonticulaceae.